UUCGCGGUUGUUGUCACAGUAGUCACAUCUUUCGAGCUGUUGCUUUGUUGCAUUUUUCUGUGUGCUGGGAGCAUCGGCAAGACUGUGCAUGUAUUUAUUAACGGUGGUAUGACUGAGCGAGACCAAGAGUGUGUGCGUCGAGCGAGCAAGCUGUGAUAAUGCCUGGGCAUUGCUGUGUACCAAAGUGUCGCGGGAACUAUGAUGGUGGAAAAUGUGUGCGCGUGUUCACGUUCCCCUUGGACCCAGCCAGAAAAACUCAGUGGAUCAAAGCCAUUCGUCGUACGGACUUCACACCAGGAAAGCGAUCGGUGGUAUGCGAACGCCACUUCAAACCGUCCGACAUGGUAAACACGACAAGCUACACGGAUACAAGGACCGGCAAAGUAAUUGAUGCAAAGCUGAAGCUGACACGUCUUCGACCUGACGCAGUUCCAAGCCGAAUAUUGCCAAACUGUCCCACUUAUCCUUCUGCCCGUGCUGCAACUGCAUCUCGAGAGGCCUCGGAUGAAAAGAAAACUCGUCGAGAAGCAGCUUUGCUCCAAGAUGCCAUCAACCAGUCCAUUGCGAUGCAUAACGAGGAAGAGCGAAAUAACAAUGUUGAUACUUUUAAGGCACUCUUGAACUGCCUCCCUCGUAUGAAGGCUUCGAAAUUCUGGACAGUUGCUACACAGCAUGACUGUGUACUCUUCCUCAACCUCAUUGUCGACGAUGCACCUGCAAUCAAAAAAUCUGUAAAAAUCACAAAGGACCUUUUUUUAAGCCUGUUCUUUGAAGAUGUCAAGGUGACCAAAAUUGAUGGCAUAGACAUUCCAGAAACAGUGAAUGACAUGCGGUGCUUGACACGUUUUCUGGAAGCUGUUGAGCAAUUGGAUGAGACAUCUUGAAGGUUUAGGACAAGAUGGAGGACAUACUAAAAGCCGUUGUCUCGCUUCUUGAGGGCGCAUUGAAUCAAGAAAUACAAAACAAAGAGCGGUGUGAUGCUUGUAUUUUUCUAAGGAAACAAGUCAUGCUCCCCACUUUUAAGCAUGUCACCCCACUACUCUUCAGACUUUCAGGUAUUUUUGAGUGUUUUACUUACUAUCACUCCUCAUGCCUAUUGUUACUUAACGAACUAAAAAGGUUUGAAAAUGCCUCUUGGGUCAACAAUCAGAAGGGUAUGCUGCUUGCAUUUCUGUUGUGAAUCUGGCAGCUGAACAGCUGGUCAGUUCAUUUCUGCUGUGUGUGAAAGAGCUCGUGACCACAGUGCAGGAUCACGAGAAAUCUGUGAUACUCAUGAUGAAUGAAAUAUAUAUACAACUGUAUUUGGAUUACAAAGGUGGCACAAUUGUCAACGUUGCUAGUAACACUUCAAAUGCAGCCGACAGCACAUGCAUUUAUGAUGCAGAUCCUUCUUUUAUCUCAAGAAAAUGUUUUCACGUUUUGCCAAUUGAUAAAAUAUGUUGAACAGCAUCACAGUGUCCCCCCCCCCCCCCCCCGGACCAUCAUGAAUGAGCUCGAGAAUUUUGCUCUUUGCAUUGUUGCUUUUAUCGCAGACAAUUCUAUAAAUCUCACAAUAAAGUCUUUUUUUGAAACUUCAUUAAAAGCCAGCAGCAGCUCACACCACACCCAUCAGAACCGACACGUCCUCCUUUUUUUGUUAUUGAUCCUGUUCACCUGUUAAAAUAUGUCCAGAACAAUUAGAUUGACCAAAAGAACUAAGGAACGUGCAUGUUUUCUCCUUCUAUUUCGGACCUGCCGAGCAACCAAAAAAUCCUUACUGCAUCACUAACAAGUUCUCCUGAGGUCCUCUGGGAGCAGUGGCGGCUUGUGCUGCUCAGCUCGGAGGUUCAAGACCAAAAAUGGGCUAUCCAGCAGGCCAGGGAGGCUGUACAGAGACAAGGUCUCCCGGUACCUCCUUGUGCGUUCUAGCCCGGACCACAAAGAUGCCGGAUACGGAAAUAAAGUUUAUUCAUCAUCAUUCAAAACCCUCUAUGACCUUCCGGCAAAGGAGCAAAAUAACUUGCAAAAACUGCUCCACUGCUCUCAGUAAGAGCUCUCAACCCUUCCGGCAUGCCAAGCAGCGAUGUUCCGUAAUACGCCAAAGAAUUCCCAUUCAGACACCUGAAAAUUCCCUAUAUUGGGGAUUUUCUCUGCAAACGUUUACGAAAUUCCCAACAUAUUUCCUUCCACGACAGUAAUAAUUUCCGCCCCCAUCCACAUACCCUAUAAUUGCACGUGUCUUGCAUACUGGCAACUUUUGAAAUUAUGACUAGUCCCUCUACUGCCACACUACAAAAGCAUGACUUUAUUAAUUUCAUUUACUGUUAGUACACUGCGCAUUGUGGGCUAUAAGUCUAAUGCCAACAGUGAACUAGAAAUCACUCCGCGUAAUUAUCAAAAACAAAUUCGAAGAGCUGUGCUUGUGGGAUGCAUGUGCCAAAACCGAUUACAGCAGAUCAAGGUGCACUGUGACCACCAAUUAUUGGUCGUCAUAGGAGAAUUAAAACCAUUCCUGAAAUGCCCUACGAUAUCACUAAGAUUCCCUUUCUCCCUCUGGCUCAAAAUGACUGGUGAAAAUUCUCUAAAAAACGGAAAAAUUCUCUGCAUGGAACAUCACUGAAUUGCAGAGGCAGAAUGUUAGACUUGCCCUGAAAGUGUUCAAUCGAUCCAUGACAGCUGCUUUAUGAGCAUAUGCUAAGUGCUAUAACUUGCAGCACGAAAUUGUAACUGCAGACUUCCUAAAGAUCGUUGAAAACUGGUGGAAGAUUAUCAAUGUUGAGUCACUUAGAAAAGGACAGCUGCUUCGUAUGACACUGCAGACUUCAACAUCAUUAUUACUGUGCCGAGUGGAAUGCCUCUGAAGCAUUGUGCAGUGGCGACGCAUGUUGGAGCAGUAGAAGUUCAAUAACGGAAUUCUCUCAUGGGAGAGUCGCAGUGCUUCUCGACUAAGCACAGAGGCAUUGGUUAAGCUUUUCACGCAUUGCCUCGAAGACCUUGGAUUCAACCACGAGCUCCUGAGAAAGUUUGAAAUGGAUUGUUUAGAGAAAAGAUUUCGCAGGUACAACUUUCUGGAUCUGAACAUCAUGUAUGUCUCUAUUAGGCUGGUAUUUGAAUUCGAAUGCAAGCUUCAUCCAAGUGUUCCCUGAAGAUGAUUCAAAGACUCCUCUAAUGAAAACUGACGAGGCGAUUUUGCAGAACUUCCAAUGUACAAGUAAAAUGCUAAGGACUUCAAUACCAAGCCUUCCAGCCAUGACAUAAGUUGCAGGUUACUGUGCCUAUGCAGCUUUAAUAGAUGCUCAUAGAGGGUCUUGAAUGAUGCAGUAAGGACUUUCGCGACUGUGUAACGUGCAUUACUGUUGUUAUAUUUUGUGUUGAAAUAGAAUGCAGAUUGUCUGAAAUGUCCAUCCCUGCAGCUGUUUCUCUGGAAAGUGCGUAGACGCUUUUAAAACAGUAUUUUGCAAUCUACGUUCUGUGAUCUUCUAUUGGUGUGAAGACGCCCACAAACACCAGUUACUGCACGCAAUGACAUUAGUUGUGCUGGUGAAAAUCGAAAAGUAGAACCACAUGUAGUUUUUGAAGGCUGAAUUAAGGGUUAUCUAACAAUCAAACGAUUAUCAUAUCAGUUUAGAGCUUGUAAACUGCCAAAUAAAAUAUUACUGCAUUCUU
Messenger RNA from Rhipicephalus microplus (southern cattle tick), 3645 nucleotides. RefSeq lists its product as uncharacterized. The record is from RefSeq and is a predicted model, not a curated record. Gene Ontology annotation, molecular function: sequence-specific DNA binding. Lineage: Eukaryota; Metazoa; Arthropoda; Arachnida; Ixodida; Ixodidae.